Messenger RNA from Cajanus cajan (pigeon pea), 3747 nucleotides. Its product is annotated as autophagy-related protein 18f. Gene Ontology annotation, biological process: response to starvation; autophagy. Gene Ontology annotation, molecular function: protein binding. Gene Ontology annotation, cellular component: cytoplasm. NCBI's taxonomy places the organism in Eukaryota, Viridiplantae, Streptophyta, Magnoliopsida, Fabales, Fabaceae. The record is from RefSeq and is a predicted model, not a curated record.
AUUUAAAAAUCAUAGUCUAUUAGUGAGAUAAAAAGUUAUGUUCAUUUGAGAGAGAGAAGAUAAACUGUUUGACAGCGUUUGAAAUACUGGACAAGACGUGUUGUUAGAGAGAGAUUAUGGGAGAAAGAGGUUAGUUGUUUUUGGUUGAACUUGUUGGAAGCAACAACAACAAACAACUUUGAAAUUCCAACACCCUAAGAGAAGAAACACCUUUGAAAAAAUUAAUAAAAACUUUUUAGAGAGAGAAACAUAAGAGACGUGAACCAAAGACUUUUUUUUCUUUUCAUUUUGCUUCUUCCUUCCUUCGUUAUCCAAUUACCAAUUUCAAUCUCUUUCUUUCUCUCUCUUCUCCUGUUUUUCUCUCUCUAACUUUCUCUCUCCUCAGAUCUCUUCCCUGUUUCUCACCCUUUUCCUUAAUCCUCUCGCCUCAAUCAUGUUUAACAAUUUUAAUCCGUGAAGUUUCGUUCUUUUUCAUUUUUUGUUUUAAUUUGUGUAGUUAGUGGAAUAGUUUAUUAUUUCAUUUGUUGAUAGACAAUAUAACAAAAAAAAAAUUGAUUUUGUGUUGAGGAAAAAUCCCAGUUUUUUUUUUUGUCUUCUUUGUCUUUUGUGGUGUUUUGGAAUAAAACCUGAAAAAAAGGAAAAAAAAUUGUUUUGUGGGUGGUUGUGAUCGAAAAUUUUAAGGUUUGUGUGUGAGAUUGUGGAUGGUGUAAAAGGGCGAAAAAGUUGAGGUGGUUGUGGAUUGAAAGAGGAGGGAAGUUGGGGAUUAUGAUUGAGGCUGAAUUUGAGGAAUCGCUGAUUAUUGUGUUGUGGGUUGGUGCUAUUUUGGUGUGUUUGGUGAUGGGGAUGAGGAAUGAUGCACAGAAGCAACAGGUUCUUCACCAGGGUAAUAAUGGUGGUGGCAGAACCAACGGUUUCAUUCCUAGUUCUUUUCGGGCUCUCUCUAGCUACCUUAGAAUUGUUUCAUCUGGUGCUUCCACCGUUGCACGCUCUGCUGCAUCCGUUGCUUCAUCGAUUGUGGAGAGGGAUGAUGAUCCUGAUCAUGAUCAGGUUAUCUGGGCUGGGUUUGACAAGUUAGAGGGUGAGGGUGAAGUUAUUCAGCAAGUACUUCUUCUAGGCUAUCGAUCUGGCUUCCAGGUUUGGCAUGUGGAUGAAUCAAAUAAUGUCCGAGACAUAGUGUCCAGACAUGAUGGUCCUGUUUCUUUUAUGCAAAUGGUACCUAAUCCAAUCGCAUCAAAGAAAUCAGAAGACAAGUAUGCAAACAGCCGCCAGCUGUUGGUAGUUUGUACGGAUGGGUUCUUUGCUGGAGGUAGCACUGUUCAGGAUGGGUUGACCACUCCUUACAAUGGAAGCGCUUCAAACUCGCACGACCAAAUGAAUGGAAACUAUUUGCCAACUACUGUUCAGUUUUAUUCUAUGAAAUCUCAAUCAUAUGUUCAUGUUCUGAAGUUUAGAACAGUUGUUUAUUCUGUGAGGUGUAGUCCUCGAAUAGUUGCUGUUGCUCAAUCCGCUCAAAUCCACUGUUUUGAUGCUACCACAUUAGAAAGGGAAUAUACCUUACUUACCAAUCCUAUAGUCAUGAGUUGCCCUGGUUCUGGAGGCAUAGGUUAUGGACCACUUGCGGUUGGUCCAAGAUGGCUGGCCUAUAGUGGAUGUCCUGUUGCAAUUUCCAAUUCAGGACAUGUUACUCCACAGCAUCUGACACCUUCUGCAAGCUUUCCUGGUUUUUCUUCUAAUGGGAGCUUAAUUGCACAUUAUGCCAAAGAGUCUAGCAAGCAUCUUGCUUCUGGGAUUGUGACCCUUGGAGAUAUGGGGUAUAAGAAACUUUCAAGAUACUGCUCUGAUAACAAUGGUUCAUUACAAUCAGCAAAUGCAGGCUCUAAGGGCAAUGGAACCAUUAAUGGCCAUUCAACAGAUGCAGAUAACAUUGGAAUGGUUAUUGUUAAAGAUAUUGUCUCAAAAAACGUUAUUGCCCAAUUCCGGGCCCACAAGAGUCCUAUUUCAGCAUUAUGCUUUGAUCCUAGUGGCACCAUAUUAGUGACAGCUUCCAUUCAGGGUCAUAAUAUAAAUGUUUUUAAGAUUAUGCCUGCACGUGAGAAUUUGUCAGCUUCUGAUACUGGGUCUUCUUAUAUUCAAUUGUACAGGCUGCAACGUGGCUUUACAAAUGCAGUUAUACAAGAUAUCAGUUUCAGUGAUGACAGCAAGUGGAUUAUGAUUAGUUCCUCAAGGGGCACUAGCCAUCUAUUUGCCAUAAAUCCUCAAGGAGGACACGUAAAUAUUCAGUCCUUUGAUGAUAAUUUUAUAGCAAAAAAUGGUGGAUUAGGCACUAACGCUAAUCACGCACUUGGCCAGUCUCAUAGUUCAGCCAUGCAAAUGCCUAAACAGCAGAGCCUGUUCGUGGCUGGUCCUCCCAUCACACUUUCUGUUGUAAGCCGAAUUAGGAAUGGAGCUAAUGGCUGGAGAGGCACCGUAAGUGGUGCUGCUGCAGCUGCUACUGGCAGGAAAACUGCCCUUUCUGGUGCUGUUGCUUCAUCUUUCCGUAACUAUAAACGUACUGAAGGGAAUUAUUCGAAGGCUAAGUAUAACUUGUUGGUCUUUUCGCCCACUGGUUCCAUGAUACAAUAUGCUCUGCGGGCGUUAACCAGUCAAGAUUCUGCUGUUGUUUCUGGAAUGAGCCCUGCUUAUGAAUCCAUUCCGCAGGAUGAUGCAAGACUAGUGGUUGAGGCUAUCCAUAAAUGGAAUAUAUGCCAGAGUCAUAGUCGGCGUGAGCGGGAUGAUAAUGUGGACAUAUAUGGUGAGAAUGGAAUUUCAGACACUAAGAAAAUAUAUCCAGAGGAUGUGGGGGAGGAGAAUGGCAUUGGACCGAAAAUCAAGAAUGCAGUCAUGAAAGUGAGUCCCUCUCUUGAGGAGCAGCAUCAUUUGUAUAUCUCAGAAGCUGAAUUGCAAAUGCAUCAAGUUCAGACUCCAUUGUGGGCGAAGCCAGAGAUAUAUUUUCAUGCAAUGUUACAAGAGUCUACCUUGAAGGAUGAUGAAGCUUCUUCAGGAGGUGAAUUUGAGAUUGAAAGGAUUCCAACUUGCAUGAUUGAAGCUAGACCAAAAAGCUUGGUUCCCAUUUUUGACUAUAUGCAGACCACAAAAUUACAGCAAACAAGGAUUCCUGCUAUGGAUGGCAAGGCAAGUGAACAACUGAUGCAUCGCAGUUUCCGGCCUGCCGAAAACAGCAAGAUUUCACCCAGGAAUAUUUUGGGAUCUCCUGAGUGUGUGACUAAUGCUGAUGAUGCUGCCACUGAAUUUAAAAGUGGGAUUGAAGGAACUGAGUGGGAUAAUCAUGUGGUAACAUCUGAAACCAUGGCCUUUGUAAAUAACAAUGAAACCCUUUAUCCAAAUAUUCAGCAUGAGAUUGUAAAUAAUAGAAGGGAGCACUUAAACACCGGGGCUCAUCUCAUGUUUGUAAAUAGUGACAGAAAGCCUGAAAAUGAAGAAUCAUUUUGAAGAAAUUGGAGAUGAAUUUGAUUGAAGGCAUGGAAAUAUUCUUUCAUUUCGCACUGGAGGCUUAAUUAACAUUGUUAAUAUAAUAUGGUUGGAGAGGUAGAGAAGCUCGAGGACUACGAUGCAAAAUUGUGGAUACUACAAUGGCUUUCUUUUUCUGUCGACACAUGUAUAUCAUCAAUAAUCAGUUUUAAUGUGUAAAUACUAGAAUCACUAUCUUCCCCUCUUCUUUUUAUUCUAUUAAUUAAAUUAAUUUCCCUA